AUGCAUUCAAAACAUGAAAAGCCAUGCUAUUCAGAAAUCCUCAAGUCCAUCCAGAAUUCCGUGUUGCCUACACGAGGCGAGGCUAUAAUGCUGAUAAAUGAUGCAAAAGCAGCAUUUGCUUCAGAGCCAAAUGUUAUUCACAUACAAGCACAGGUCAAUGUCGUUGGCGAUGUCCAUGGCCAGUUCUACGAUCUGUUGAAUAUGCUAGACCUCAUGGGCGAUCCUUCAGCCCAACAGUAUCUCUUUCUUGGAGACUAUGUAGACCGAGGAUACGACUCUGUGGAUCUUAUAUUGCUGCUGUUUGCAUACAAGAUCCUCUAUCCAAAUAGCAUCCACCUUCUUAGAGGAAACCACGAGACACGCAUGCUUUCUGCUGUAUACGGAUUCAGAGACGAGUGUACAAGAAAGUACGACCUUGCAACAUACUGGAGGUUCUGUGAUGCAUUCCAGCACCUUCCAAUCGCUGCCGUUAUCUCUGGAAAAUACUUUUGUGUUCAUGGAGGACUUGUGCCUGGAAUAACAUUGGACUUCAUUAUGAGCAUUGACAGAGUUGGUGAAAUCACGGAGCUAAGCGAUCUGCUAUGGAGCGAUCCCGAUGACGAGCCAGGAUAUAGAAAAAACCCAAGGGGCGCAGGAUAUCUGUUUGGAAAAGACACAGUCGACGAGUUUCUUGCAUCAAACAGGUUUUCUCAUGUUGUAAGAUCACACCAGUUGGUGAACGACGGGUACAAGUCAUUCUUUACAGACAAGCUGUUCACAAUAUGGGGUGCUCCAAAUUAUUGCUACUCCUCAGGGAACGUUGCAUGUGUCAUGGCAAUCAGCCAAAGCGGCCAUGAAUUCAGGAUAUUUGAUAGAUGCAAGCAGCAGUUCAGAGACUCUCCCGUAGGGUGUGACUUCUUUGAUGGCUAA
Ordospora pajunii is the source of this 909-nucleotide messenger RNA. RefSeq names its product calcineurin-like phosphoesterase. The record is from RefSeq and is a predicted model, not a curated record. The transcript has a single exon. Gene Ontology annotation, biological process: double-strand break repair via homologous recombination. The coding region runs from base 1 to 909 and encodes 302 amino acids. Gene Ontology annotation, cellular component: nucleus; cytoplasm. Gene Ontology annotation, molecular function: protein serine/threonine phosphatase activity. NCBI's taxonomy places the organism in Eukaryota, Fungi, Microsporidia, Ordosporidae.